UCGACAGGAUAACACCGGCGUGGCCCGUUUUCACCAUCUUUAUCCUCGUUUACCUGGGCACUUCUGUUCGAGAAAGCUUGUUCGACAAACAUAUUCGUUCGACAUGUCAUCCGACCUGAAAGUUCUUUCGCCGAACGUGCACUACGAUGAGGAGUACAUCGAGGUGGACUACCAGUAUCAAACUACCACCGUGGUUGCCAGCGGCCCGGGAGGGUACACGGUGAAACCCGAAACGACGGGAUUGAACAUCCGUACGCAACGGCAUGUUCCGCGUCUGGGACUGAUGCUCGUCGGUUGGGGAGGCAAUAAUGGAUCCACCUUGACCGCCGCGCUGGAGGCAAACAAACGUGGACUCGAGUGGCGCACCCGGCAGGGAGUGCAAAAGGCCAACUGGUACGGUUCGAUCACGCAAUCGUCAACCGUGCUGCUCGGAACCGAUGCGGCCGGCCAGGAUGUGUACAUACCGAUGAACAAGCUGGUACCGAUGGUUAACCCGGACGAAAUCGUCGUGGACGGGUGGGAUAUCAGCUCGCUGAACAUUGGCGAUGCGAUGAAACGUGCCCAGGUGCUGGAAGUUGACCUGCAGGAUCAGGUGUACAAGCAGCUGGCACAGUUGCGCCCACGUGCCUCGAUCUACGAUGCGGAUUUUAUUGCGGCCAAUCAGGCCGAACGGGCGGACAACACGAUCGGUGGCACGCGCUACGAGCAGUAUCAGCAGAUCGUGAAAGAUAUUCGCGAUUUCAAGCAGAAAUCCGGUGUCGAGAAGGUCGUUAUCCUGUGGACGGCAAACACUGAGCGGUUCGCCGAGGUGAAGGAAGGGGUCAAUACCACCAUGGCGGAUCUGGAGCGAUCGUUGAAGCAGAAUCAUUCGGAGAUUUCUCCUUCGACCAUUUUUGCUAUGGCUGCAAUCAAUGAGAAUUGCAUCUAUAUCAACGGUUCGCCGCAAAACACCUUCGUGCCGGGAGUAAUUGAAAUGGCCGACCACCAUGGUGCGUUUAUCGCCGGAGACGACUUCAAAUCGGGCCAGACAAAGCUCAAGUCGGUGCUGGUGGACUUCCUGGUGUCGGCGGGCAUCAAACCAGUGUCGAUUGUCAGCUACAACCAUUUGGGAAACAACGACGGCAAGAAUCUCUCCGCCCCGCAGCAGUUCCGCUCGAAGGAGAUCUCCAAGAGCAACGUCGUGGACGACAUGGUUGCAUCCAACCGCAUCCUGUAUGGAGCCGAUGAGCAUCCGGAUCACUGCGUGGUCAUUAAGUAUGUGCCCUAUGUAGGGGACAGCAAGCGAGCGAUGGACGAGUACACGAGCCAGAUCAUGCUCGGAGGACAUAACACAUUGGUCAUACACAACACCUGCGAGGACUCGCUGCUGGCCACUCCGCUGAUUCUGGAUCUGGCCAUCCUCGGAGAGCUUUGCUCGCGUAUUCAGGUCCGACGUAACGAGUCCUCGGCCGAGUUUGUUCCCUUCCGUUCGGUUCUAUCUAUUUUGAGCUAUCUGUGCAAGGCGCCGCUGGUGCCGCAAGGUACCCCCGUCGUUAACUCUCUCUUCCGGCAGCGAACGGCGAUCGAGAAUAUCCUACGUGCGUGCGUUGGAUUACCACCCCUAAGCCACAUGUCUCUGGAGCAUCGUUUUGAUCUUCGCGUCGGCGAAGUCACCGCAUCGCCGGUGCAACCUUGCGCUAAGAAGGCGCGGGUGAACGGAACGGCCACGCUCACGAACGGAACUGGUGAAAAACUAAACGGUGUACACAAUGGCGAUGCUCACUCGUCGGAGAAAGUUGCUGUGAGUCAUUAGCUUCAGCGAUCAACAACGUUACGACGAUAUUAUUCGUUUUACCAGUCCCAAUUUCCAAUCUCGUUAUUUCCAUGUUGAUUGGUGUGCCGAGUAUUGUCAGGUGCACAAUAAUAUACCGGCCUCUUUUUUUAAAUAAGCUACACUAUCUAUAUACCGAUUUCAUUCUAAGCCCACCACAAAAAAAAGACAAUUAGAUCCAUCGAGGGUCAUGAAAUAGACACGACAAGCAUAUUCCUUUUUGUAGGAAUAUUAAAUCGACAUACAACGCGUGCCAAGAAGAAUUUGAACUGAAAUUUGAACAAAAAAGAACAAACGAAGUUAUGUGUGGACAGAACGGUUCUUAUUUCUUAUAGUACACAUUUCACUGUUUACCCAAUCUAGAUGCUAAGGAUGCAAACUGUAUUGUGUAAGAAUCUAUUGGAAAAAAAUAAAUAAACUAAACGAAAAAAGCA
Molecule: messenger RNA, 2244 nt
Organism: Anopheles coustani
Lineage: Eukaryota; Metazoa; Arthropoda; Insecta; Diptera; Culicidae
Gene: Inos
Product: inositol-3-phosphate synthase
Exons: 4
Coding region: 104-1792 (562 amino acids)
Biological process (GO): inositol biosynthetic process; phospholipid biosynthetic process
Cellular component (GO): cytoplasm
Molecular function (GO): inositol-3-phosphate synthase activity
Source: RefSeq, a predicted model, not a curated record